CUCCACCAUUAGUAACUUCAUUUUUCUUCUUCUUCCAAUUUUUCCUUUGCAAUACGCCAAUCACUCUACAACAUCCUAACAUACCCACCUAGUCAACACACUCUACGAUAAACUCACCUCACUAGAUCCCUCUACAAACCUAGAACUUCUCACAAACCAUCAAACUGAACAAUGACCUCCCCCACCACCAACAACAACAGCCUAGACGACAUCUUCGGCUCCUCCCCACCUCACGACGACAUCCCAGCCCACACAAAAACAACCACCACAUCCCAACCCGAACCCUCCGAACUGCCCUCCCUGCGCCGUCAACACGUAACAGCCGGCUAUCGCGAUGGCGUCUCCGCCUCGAAAACCGAACACGUCCAAUCCGGCUUCGAUGCGGGCUUCCCCGUCGGCGCCCAACUGGGCAUGCGAGCGGGGACAAUCCUCGGUAUUCUCGAGGGUGUGAUCCGCGGGUACGAAUCUCGGGCUUCGUCGGCAGUUGUCAAGAAGCCUGGUGCUAUGCGCGGUGCUGGUGGUGGUGGCGCGUCGUCAUCAUCUUCAACGGAGAACGAGGAGGCGGUAAAGAGCAGGAUGGAGAAGAGGGAGAAGAUUCUCAAGCUCUACCAAGCUGCUAUCAAGGAAUUGGAUGUGCGGACAGUCUUCGCCGGCUUAGAUGGUACAUCUGAGGAAUUGAAACCGGAGGAGCGACUCCGGGGUCUUGGAAAUAAGGCUAUUUCUACCUGGGAGGAGAAAGUGAACGUUGCGCGUUGGGAGGAGAUCAUGGACGCGCUUGAGAUGAAAGACACCACCACCACCGCACCGACCAGACCACAAGAGAAGGAGCAAGAACAGGAACAGGAACAGGAACAGGAACAGGAACAAAGCUGAGCCCGAUGUACGGAAUCACCAGACUUACAGAAGUUACAGUGACCUCAUACGUUCUCCUUCUACCCAGAAUCCCUAUUUCUUGGCGGGUGUCUCACCUGCCGAGUACUUUCUGGCCCUCCUCCCCUUGCUGGUGGGAAGGGGAAUUCUUUUUUGGAAAUUCACUUCCCCUGGCCCGGUCCGCGGAUAGGUUCGCUCCCCGUUUCGUGCUGCUGCAGGGGUCUUUUGU
Molecule: messenger RNA, 1099 nt
Organism: Aspergillus pseudotamarii
Lineage: Eukaryota; Fungi; Ascomycota; Eurotiomycetes; Eurotiales; Aspergillaceae
Product: Yae1 family protein
Exons: 1
Coding region: 172-873 (233 amino acids)
Source: RefSeq, a predicted model, not a curated record